UCAAACAGCCCAGCUGCUCCACGCCUCUCAAUGAGAUUGUUUUUAUUUGCUGUCGCCUCGCUCUCUUCUCUUCCUCCCUCUCUCUCUCUCUCUCUCUCUUGCUCUCUCGCUCUCGCUCUCUCUCUCUCCGUGCCACAUUUUCUCACAUGUUUGGGGGAUUCAGCAGAUCGGCGGUCGGACAGCUCAGCUCAGCUCAGCGCGGUGCAGUGCAGCGAGUCACAGCGUGUGAUUAAAGCAGAGGGGGACUGAAUCAGCAUCGCUUUGCGUCCCUGCUUCUCCACCCCUCCCUCCCCUCUGUCCAUCCAUCCAUCCGUCCAUCCCAGCCCAGCCGGCUUCAACUCAGAAGCACGCCCACGCAGAGGACUGCCUAGGAAUCAGGCGGGCGGGCAGACAGACAGACAGACAGACACCCAGACGAACGGGAACACACACACACACACGCACGCAGACAGACAGACAGGCGAACGAACCAACGAACGUGCACACACACGGCUGCCAUACCAGUGGACAGACACAGACAUGGAGUCCCAGGAUAGCCGGCGCUCAUUUCUGCACAGGUGCUGGACCUCGCCGGACAGGAUGGGGGUCAGUGUGCUCGUCGUACUCCUGAUCGGUGUGUGGUGCGCCCAGGGUCUGGAGAUGUCCGUGGGGAAGGUGGGCAUCAUCGAGGCGGUGAACGGCAGCACAGUGCUCAUGCCGUGCGUCUACUCCAGCUGCAUCGGCAUCAAGAACCUCUACUUCAACUGGAGCUACAACAGAACCGAGCCACUGUGUGAGGGCUUGAUCCCGAUGGAGGGCAUCGAUCCUCAUGUGGUCAUCCUGAACGAGCGUGUGGAGUUCGUGGGCUCCAGUAAGACGAGCAACAUCUCCAUCCUCUUCAAGAACAUCACCUUUGAAGACGCGGGGGACUACAUCUGCUUCGGCAAAAACCCCAAGGAGAAGGGACGCAACCACAGCGCCACCCUGACCCUCAUUGUCGUCGAUCAACUGCGCGAAGUGGACAACACUCUCACCACCAUCAUCAUGUCAGUGGUCGGAGGGGUCAUCGGAUUCCUCGUCUUAGCCAUGGUCAUCAAAUCCCUUGUGCUCCUCGCUCUCGGCAAGGUCCAAGAGAAAAACAAAGAGUGCCUUGUGAGUUCUUCAGGGAAUGACAACACAGAGAACGGUCUCUCCGGCUCCAAAGCAGACAACAAAGCGACACCAAAGGCAUGAGGGCGUGUAUGUUUCUACAUACCACUCCAUGUAUAUAUGUAUACAUGCAAGUGUAUAUACAUAUAUAAAUAUAUGGUGAAGAAGAAGAUGUGUAUAGACAGAGAUCACUAUAAUGGACUGCUUUAUUCUCUUGACCCUUAUGGGGAAUUGUACUUCAUGGAUUGGAUCAUAUGAUAAUUCUUAUUUUUAUUUUUAUUUAUUUUUUUCAAUUGCGCUUGAGACUUGGAUUUAUGGGAAAGUGUCACGGGCUGGAUUCAUAAACAUUGCUAUGCUAGCUUCACCCUUAGCAACAUACAACAACAGAUACUCUCUCGGCUACGGCAGGCUAGCGCUGAAUGCUGUUUACAUGGGGUGAAUACUGGCUUCAGAAUAGACAUUUAGAGAUCCAGUAAGGACUGUAGAUAUCAGUGGGGACGUGCAGGGAGAGACAGAGGGACUUUUCAGACAUAUUGCCCCCUCUCCCUCUCAAUGAACACUGGACGCACACAGCAUACACACACACUGCCAACGGUCUGCCAGCAUCUGAGCUAGGCAGGCUCAACUCAGCUCACUGCAGCACAUGAAGAACAGUUGAUAUUUUUUACCGUAUAACGUAAAAGUUCAUAUUUGUAAACACUCACAUGCAUUCCAAAAUAACACUGCUGAGGGGAAGAUAUCAAGGCAAGCAAAAUCCUUCUUUCAGUGCUGUCUAUGCCAUUGCUCAGAUAUUCCUCAAGCACUGGAGGCAAUGACAUGAUUAAAGUCCAUGUUAGACCUCUCAGCACAUAAACUAGACCCUACUCUACAGUCUACAGUAUACAGGUGCAGGAAGUGUAGAACGACAAAUAAAAAGCCACACACACAACGGCCCUUGACGCUUGAGGGUGGAGGGGCAUGGGAGGUGUUUAUAAAUCCAGCCAUGAACAGACUUUUCCUUUCGCUUUAGACGCGUCACCGGUGCCUGCACAUGCUUCUGACUUUCUUCUGCUUUUAUGGAACCUUCUUUCCUUCUGCUACUCACACACACACACACA
Sardina pilchardus (European sardine) is the source of this 2225-nucleotide messenger RNA. It is a transcript of the gene scn4ba, whose product is annotated as sodium channel, voltage-gated, type IV, beta a. Bases 520 to 1212 code for a protein of 230 amino acids. Gene Ontology annotation, biological process: regulation of sodium ion transmembrane transporter activity; regulation of ventricular cardiac muscle cell membrane repolarization; cardiac muscle cell action potential involved in contraction. Gene Ontology annotation, molecular function: transmembrane transporter binding; sodium channel regulator activity. The transcript is spliced from 6 exons. Gene Ontology annotation, cellular component: voltage-gated sodium channel complex; plasma membrane. The record is from RefSeq and is a predicted model, not a curated record. NCBI's taxonomy places the organism in Eukaryota, Metazoa, Chordata, Actinopteri, Clupeiformes, Clupeidae.